Molecule: messenger RNA, 1947 nt
Organism: Aspergillus caelatus
Lineage: Eukaryota; Fungi; Ascomycota; Eurotiomycetes; Eurotiales; Aspergillaceae
Product: Zn(II)2Cys6 transcription factor
Exons: 2
Coding region: 1-1947 (648 amino acids)
Biological process (GO): positive regulation of transcription by RNA polymerase II
Cellular component (GO): nucleus
Molecular function (GO): DNA-binding transcription factor activity, RNA polymerase II-specific; zinc ion binding; transcription cis-regulatory region binding
Source: RefSeq, a predicted model, not a curated record
AUGUUUCAUAAACCCAUAGCUAAUGAAGACCAGGUUCCGAAAGCACGGGGAACAGGCCGAUCAGGUCCCCGCCGCCGUACCGGCUGUUUGACGUGCCGCGCACGUAAAGUCCGCUGCGACGAGGCCAAACCAACCUGUGCCAAUUGUACUCGACUACGGCUGCAAUGCAUCUACAAAACUAUUGUUCCAGGAACUACAUCCCGACGGAGUAUCCAGAGAAUACCCCAAGUUCCUCAGCAGACUUCCACUAUCGACCCGGCCCCCACUCAUGUUCCAGAUCGUCUGGAUGUCAACUACUUCGACACAGUUCUGCAACCUCGUGAGUUGCGUCCUCGUCGGGCAUCGCAUAUUUUGCCUCACCAGGUGGUAGACCAUACCCUGCCCCCAACGUCGGUUUCAGUUCCUGAUUUUCCGAGUUUUGAUAUGCUCGGCUUUAUUGGGGAGAUUACAUCGGAUUUCGAACAGAAACAUCUCGACUUGACGAAUGGUGUGUCUGCAUUUAAUCUUACCAGUGAAGCGCUAUCUCCAACGACGCCGGGGCAUGUUGGAGGUAGUAACCAGAUAGUGCAACAGCCGACUUGGACUGUUGAUACAUCCCCUGAGACACUUCCUAGCCCUUCCGACAGUCAAUCAGAUGGGGUACAGAAUGUACUCUCAGGCGAUAGAAGUAUAUGGCCCGAGACGCGGCAAACUUACGAAGAACGGCUACUGUCUCAUUUUGCGGAGAUAGACCCGCCGCCUACGACAUUUGGGUCUAUUGCCCUAGAAUGGAAUUAUGUACGCAACGUUAUUAUCUCGCAUUCUGGAGAUACUAGCUGCUUGUUAAAUGCGUUGUAUUGUUACUCCGAUAUACAUAAGUCAAUGGGAGAAGGCAAACGGUGGAGAGCGGCCCCGGUGUAUCAUCGACAGGCGAGCUCGGAGAUUCAGUCUUGUGUCACUGAGAGUAUGGAUGAUUCGCUACUGAAGCGGACAUUGACGGCGGUUUUCCUGCUUAUACUGUCGGAGCUAGUAUCACUGCCAGACCUAGGGGAUUCUAGUACGUCCUUUCUCCAUUCAGCGUACUUGCUGCUACAGCGUUUCCACCACCGAACCAGGUUAUGGACCGGUUUUGGCCACUUGAUAGUUUCAUGGGUCUCUUUGCUGGAUGUUAGAGCGCUAAUUGCUGGCCGUGAUGGGGAUCCGCUUGUUGAGCUAGGGAUGUUGGAUCAAAUUGGCACUGCUGAGAUGGAUCAACGACCAGAGGAUGAGCUCCUCUCACAACCGGGCUAUCUCAUACACAAUGCCAUUACUGGCCCCGCAUAUUCCUUCCUAUUCAAGGCACAACAAGUAAUCCGCCGUAUUGUCUGCCUCGACAUGCAUCACCGCAGGCGUGGGACAGUCAGCGAUGAGUUCGAAGUCCUUCAGGUUGCGCACCAGAUCGGUGCCGACCUAGAAGCCCUCUGGAAUAAACGACCACGGGUAUUAGAUGUUUAUGACAAGCCAGAAGAACUAUAUAACACCCUUCAACCAGCUGUGGCAGAUGAAGUCUGCCGCACGUUUCGCCAGUAUAUAGCCAAUUUCCUGGCCAUCUUCAUAUAUCUCCACCGAGUGGCUUUUGUUAUCUAUCCGCGGACAGACCGGGUGCAUCGCGCGGUGGGCCAGAUCAUCCAGCUGGCCACGGUGGAGUCCAGCAGUGAGAAUCAUCACCUGCCAAUCAGCUUUACCUGGCCACUAUUUGUGGCCGGGUUGGAAGGCUCACUAGAGCAACGAGGGUGGAUUAUACAGGAAAUGCAGCGCAUGGCCGACUUGCCCAGUGAUCACAGCCCCGUAGCACAGCGACAUCCCAACGCGAAGAAGAUCCUGCAGCUACUUGAGGAGAUGACAAAGCGCCAGGAUGCGUCUCGAACGUGGGCAGAUUCACGCCUUGUACGGCGAGAACUCUUCGUAGACCCCUUCGUACUUAUAUAA